ACAAAACGGGCGGUAAAAGCGGCGCUCCGAAGCUCUUAAAUAAGUUAAUUCCGACUAAUUAACUAUUUGGCAGGCAAAAUAAUUGUUCAAAGCCAGUGUGCCGCAAGUGUUUUAAUUGUAAAAUGCGCGACGCAAAGAGAUGAAAACGAAAGCAGCCAGCCGGGCAUUGCAGAUUUUUCCAUCACUUUUCGGGCAUUGAAAACGAGUGCUAAAAAUACACAAAAAAAACAACCACAGCAACAAACAACAUUGCCAAGUAUUAGCAAACAAAACUGCGUAAAUACGGUGGAUGAGAGAAAUAAUAGAAAGAAAGUAGCACACACAGCCAAAAGGCAGGGGAAAAUUCAAUAAACCCCAGCACCAGCAGCUGCAGCUGGCCCUUUGACGUCACGGCCAAUCAGCUGUUGGCUCGGCCCGAGGAGCACCCAAAGCCAUGACGUGCAAAUAGUAACCUUUAACCUACACACACACUCCUGAGUAUUUCCGCCAUGGAUAGCGCCAUGUAUUAUGCCAAGGAGCGACUGGCGGCGGCCAUCACGGAGGCCACGGUCGUGGCCAUGAACUCCAGUUCCUCCACUUCCACCCCCAAUGUCACCGCAUCACCACGCACCGACGAUGGCGGCGUCUCCAUGAACAACUUCUAUCCGGCGCUGGUCCAGUGCUUUGGCAUUAUCAUUUGCGGUUACAUUGCCGGCCGCUUCAAGAUCAUUAGUAAUGCGGAAACCAAAGGAUUGGGCACCUUUGUGGGCACUUUUGCUUUGCCCUCGCUGAUCUUUCUGUCGCUGGUGGAGCUCAACUGGAAUGCUGUCAACUGGAGCUUCCUUCUGGCCAUGCUGGUGUCCAAGGCUGUGGUGUUUUUCUCGGUCCUGAUUAUCUCCCUGCUGGUGGCCCGACCUUUGAACUAUGCCAGAGGAGGAUUAAUGGCCAUAUUCUGUACUCAGAGCAAUGAUUUUGCUAUUGGUUAUCCCAUAGUUAUGGCUCUCUACAAGGAUGUCCAUCCAGAAUAUGCUUCUUAUCUGUACCUAAUGGCUCCCAUUUCGCUGGCCAUACUAAAUCCCAUUGGUUUGGUGCUCAUGGAGAUCUCCAAGAUUGUUAGGAACAAAGAGGAAGUGACCCGCAAUCCGCCACUCUGUCCGGAAACCUGUCCCGCCGAGCAGAUGGCCAAACGCAAUCGCUGUCUCGGCGAGCGUUCAAUUCUGGUGUUCAACACCAUUGUGGCGCUGUUCUUCAAUCCUCUGCUGCUUAUGACCCUGCUGGGUGUAGCUGGUGGCUUCCUCUUUCCCCAUGGUCUGCCCGAAAUGGUGUCCAGUACUCUGCGAACCCUGGGACAGAGUUUUUCCGCCACCGCCUUGUUCCUACUGGGUCUGAAGAUUGUAGGAGGAACGGGUUCAGAGCGGAAAAGCACUGGCUUCCUCUUACCCGGCGUUCUCAUAUUGGUUAAGAUACUGGUGCUUCCGCUGGUCAUCCGUCAGACGGUUAACAUUAUGCAGUCCGGCCAGAACUUCAAUGACACUACAGAGUUGAGCACCUUUGGCUUUCUCUAUGGCACCUUCCCAGCUGCCCCCGGGGCCUUUGUCAUUGCCACACAGUACAACAUGGAGGUGGAAUUGGUUGCUCGCAGCAUGGUUUUUUGCACGUUCAUCUCGGCUCCAUUGAUGUUUAUCUCAGCGAAAAUGAUCUCGCUGACGAAUCUGAAGCCACUGGAUUAUCUGCACGAGCUGGAUGCCUUUUCGUUUGACAUUAGCGUGGCUGGAGCCGCAGCAUGUUGCUGUAUGUUAGCCCUGUUGAUUGUGACGAAGCGAUUUAGACGUAUGCCACAGAGGAUUACUUUUUGUCUGGUGCUGUCGCAGCUCAUGUGUUGCAUAGGCGUUAUACUGUGGUCCAAGAUGGAUCAUGUCCACCGUUGGCCCUUGUACCUGCAGUUCUUCCUCUUCAACAUAGGGACUUAUAGCACUCGCCUGUGGACGGGUCUUUUAGCCAUUUCCCUGCUCUUCCUGCAGUGUCGCAGCUUGUGUUUUGUGCUGAAAUUGUGGCCCUAUAUGUUGGUGUUUGCCUGGGGUGUGCCAGCCUUAAUUUCGGGCCUUUUGGUGGCCUUCGACUCGAACGUGAUGUCGGGAGAAAAGCAUAAUCCCAGCUUUCAGUAUGGAAAUGCCCAGGCAGCCAUUUCGGUGUUUAUGCUUGUCAUGUGUUUUAUAGUCACUGUGGGUUGCUUGGUGCUGCAUCAGCGUUAUAAGAAACGCUAUGAAAAGUACAUGACUUAUGCACGUGAGUUGUCCAAUCCGGAGUCGGAAUCAUCUGACCUGCACUCGACCAUAUCAACCACCAAUUUGCUGAGUCAAACGGAUCAUGCCUCCAUUCGGCAAAGUGUACGCACUACCUCUUAUUCCUCCUCUUCGGACGAUGAUGAAAUGAUACCAACAGCUGCGGGAUUGCCCGCAAGCAGGAAUAGUGCAGGAGCAGGAUCUGGAGGAAGUGCAGGCGGUGGCGGCGGCGGUUGUGGUUCGGGCAAUGGCACUUGCUGCUCGGGUGGCGGUUCGGUAACCACCCCUUCAACCACCAGUACUGUGGUUGUGGACAUUGAGGAUCUGUUGAAUCGAACACGUCAGCGGGCCAACAAGGAUCUGGAUAAGAUAGAGGCGGCACCGCGUACAGAAGAAAUUCGCAAUCAAAUGUGCAGCAGCUCCUUUAAUUGUGGUCCCAGUACCUCACGCCAAAGUUGUCAGACCAUAAUCGAACGCUAUGAGGAUCAGAAUCGGAGUGGUCUUGAGCCCUUGGAACAUACCAGUGAUACUGAUGAGCAUCAAACCCUCAAACAUACUGUUCUUCUGAUCAUUCUGCUCUGCUCCAUGUUUGUGGGUUUGGCUGUGUCCAUUUGGACGCUCGUCAUGGAGGGCAUGUCGGGCAUAUAUCUGGAAUUGAGUUUCCUCGAUGCCUUCCUCAACUUUGGUCAGGGUUUGAUUGUGUUGGCUGUGUUUAUAACCGACAUGGGUGAGCUGCUAAUGCCUGUGGUGAAGAUUUGGCGCAAGUUGUGGUAUGGAGCCAAUGUGGUCAGUCUACCCCAUUGGUCGAAUGUUCGUCCGGAAACCAAGCACAUCUGCGAACAGUUCCGCAAUCAUCAUUUGGAGAACUGCAAGAAGGAUAUUGCCAAAGACAGAAGGUGGCGCAUCCGUGUGUAUCGCAAGGUAUUCUAUGGCAGCGAGUUCGUCAGCUGGUUGAUCGAGGUGGGCCUGUCCAAGGAUCGCAUGGAGGCUGUGCAUUAUGCCCGACACUUGGUCGAUGGACGAGUGCUGCGGCACAUCAACAACGUGUAUCAUUUCGAGGAUAAACUGCUGCUAUACAAUUUCUGCAGUCGCAUCUAGAGAGGCAGCCAACAAAGAUGAAGCAACUACGCCAAAUUUAGUUUCAAUCGAUUUCCUGUUUAGUUUAUCCAUGUACUAUAUCUCUUUGUAUGUAAUUUUUUUGACUGCUGUGAUUGUUCGCCAAACAAGCACACACACAUUACAGCCAAAAUGUGUGUGUAUGAGCGAGUGUGUGGGAGUGAUGAGGAGGAUGAGCUAGUGAAUUUUUGUUUAUAAUAUUGUCCAAGUAAUUCGCUUGGUUUAUUUUUUUAAAUGUUUAUUACUAAGAGUAGUUGACUCAGCUAACAGCUUGAGCUUUUAUAUAUAGUGCAAUAUAUAUAUAGAAAUAGAAAUACUGAAAGAAAGUUUCCUAAAUAUGCUAAACGAAAAUUCUGUGUCACAAUUUAAAAAAUAAAAUGAAAAAAGAGAAAACUGUGCAUAAAACGCUAUAAACGAAUAUAACUAAAUAUGUAUACAGAACACUUAGGAUAGUAAACAUCCAUAUAUAAAUAAAUAUAUAUAUACACAAGCUUAUAUACCUCAGAA
This is a messenger RNA of Drosophila serrata, 3884 nucleotides long. It is a transcript of the gene anchor, whose product is annotated as integral membrane protein GPR155 homolog anchor. Gene Ontology annotation, biological process: transmembrane transport; intracellular signal transduction; negative regulation of BMP signaling pathway. The record is from RefSeq and is a predicted model, not a curated record. Gene Ontology annotation, cellular component: membrane. Lineage: Eukaryota; Metazoa; Arthropoda; Insecta; Diptera; Drosophilidae.